This is a messenger RNA of Styela clava, 713 nucleotides long. Lineage: Eukaryota; Metazoa; Chordata; Ascidiacea; Stolidobranchia; Styelidae. The record is from RefSeq and is a predicted model, not a curated record.
AUGUUGAAACAAAUGGAUAAUAGAUUGAAUGGAGUAAGAUAUUGUGCUACUGCAACAGCAACAGGGGAAGGAAUAUAUGUUAUGGGAGGUUAUAAUGUUAAUGAUAAAACUACUAAUAGUGUUGAAUUUCGUUCAUCUGUAACUAAAACCUGGAUGAUGUUGAAACUAAUGAAAAAUGUUAUUUAUCUGAAAAGACAAUAUUUCAGUAGUUGUGUGAUUGAUGAGAAAGUUUAUGUCAUUGGGGGAAAUGGAAAUUCUGCAAAUAUAGUGGAAUAUGAUCCUGAAACAAAAGAAUGGAAAAUCAUUGAAACAAUACAAGGAAAAAGUAUAACUCCACUGGCAACUGUUGCAAUAUCUAUGUAACAUCAAUUACUCUUAUACUUCACAAAUAUAGUUCUCAUAUUCUCAAUGAACAGAUACUUAUCAGUCUUUCUGAUGUACUCUCAAAUUAAUUUUUUGCAUAAUGAUGAAACUAGUAUAUGAAUCAUUCGUAUGGUAAUAUUUAGGUUGAAUAAUUUAUUUAACCAAAAGGUUUAUUUGAUUAUUGUUUGCUUAAGAACGAAGCUACAGAAUGUUUGAAGAUAUAGCUUGAAUAGAUUCUCUUUACAGAUAGCCAAUAUCAAUAUUGAUAAUUUAAUUGUUUGGUUAGGUAAUCAUUACCUAUUUUAUUUGGAAGUGACCAGUGAAAAUUAAUUUCAUAUCGGUAGUGUUUA